Molecule: messenger RNA, 1143 nt
Organism: Balaenoptera acutorostrata (minke whale)
Lineage: Eukaryota; Metazoa; Chordata; Mammalia; Artiodactyla; Balaenopteridae
Exons: 3
Coding region: 1-831 (276 amino acids)
Source: RefSeq, a predicted model, not a curated record
AUGGGCUUUGUUCCAGGGGGAGUGUGCCUGCCACCUCCUGGUACCCAGGGCAACGGAGCCUGUGGCUCACGUGCAGGCCGUGCCCAGGGCCACCCCUCCCUCCCUUGCAGGGCAGCAAAUCCCAAGAGCGAGCAACUGCCAGGGUCAGGAGGGCUUGGCAAGACAGCCCUGAAUCCGGUCCCCUCCAGUUCCGGGGGCGUCUGGCCACACACCCCGUCCUCAUCUGGCCUGCAGUCCCAGGAGGCACAGGUCGGCUGGUGGGAAGGGGCCCCGCAGCCGGGCGCACGCCCUCCGGAGUCUGUCCUUAGAGGAGACAGGAGGAUCGUUUAUCACAGGGGAAAGGCUGCAAGCAGUCUGAGCGGGCCCAGCACCCGGGGUGCCGACGACGUCCCGGUCCAGCCAUCGGCAGCAGGGGACCAUCUGCGGUGCCGCGUGCGUCCUGGGGCGCGUUCGUGCAUUCAUCCCGUCAUCCUUGCACCUUCCUCUGACUGUCCACGCAGCUCACGUUCACUGAGCCCCUUCGGAGCAAAGGCCUUUACAACAGAGUGUUUUAUUCACGUGUGUGUGGAUGGGAGUGUGAUCAGAGAUGCAGUAGAAAAGUCGGGGGAUCGUGAUGGGACGGUGAGGACACUGGGGGAGCAGGGAUAUUGGAACACCUCCAGGCUGAGGCGUGCAAGGUGCCGCGUGGCGGUUCUGUGGCGACCAAACCCUCUCCAGCCUGCAGACCUGCAGGUCCCAAGCUGUACUCUUAGCUCCGGAGAGCGUCGUGGGCCAGGACAAGCUCGGGACUGGAGUCCAGAGACCCAGGUGCGAGUUCCUCUUCCACCCUGAGGCCUCGGCUGCCGUCAGUGAAAUGGGGACUUUAAUGCCUGUCUGACCUACUUCCAACAAGUCCUCACUGGUGCAGAGGAGGCCUUGCAGGGCCCUCUCUAACUGUGCAGGAGGACAUGCAGGGUUAGUUUUUCCGGGACGAGAUGCUCUUUGCCCCAGUAGAUGCCCUCAGGCAUGGCGUCCAGCUGUGUCCUUCUGGGUGUCCCCUCCCAGCUGUCCAGCUCUUGCCACUCCCCAUCCCAUCCGGGCUUUUCCCAUGGGACCCGGGCCAGGCUCUGUGAGCCCAGCACCCAGGCCAGGCCACCUGAAACC